UCAGGGCAACUGUGAGAAUCACACCGAGGAGAUGGGAACGGAGAGUCGCGGCCCUAAUUAAGCCAUUUUUAAAUAGAAGUCUUUAUCGUAUGUGGUCAACUCGGGUAAAUGCUGCCGCUGUUUACAUUUAUUGACAGGAAUAACUUCGGCUGGUAAACAAUCCAGGGGCCCGGGCCUCAGUCCGCGGACUUGAGUUGAACAGCCAUCCGACAUCAGAGCGAGUGAGUCGGUGUGAACAGCAGAGCCCGGCUGCACAUCAUGGGCGACAGCAGAGAUUCUCGUAGUCCAGACAGCUCAUCCGUUUCCUCGCCACCAUCAGGUCAGCGUUCGCCCCCGUUGGCCCCUUCAGCUGCCGCCAUGACUUCCCUGCCACCCAUCACUUCAGCUGUGAACAGUCCCAUCAGCAGCAUGGGCUCACCCUUCUCGGUCAUCAGCUCCUCUCUGGGUUCUCCUUGCCUUCCUGGAACUCCCUCCGUAGGCUACGGCCCCAUCAGCAGCCCACAGAUCAACUCCACCGUGUCCAUGUCCGGUCUGCAUGCCGUCAGCAGCUCCGAUGAUGUCAAACCGCCCUUCGGUUUGAAGCCACUGUCCACCCACAGCCCUGGGCCCAUGGUCUCUCAGAAACGCUUGUGUGCCAUCUGUGGAGAUCGAUCCUCUGGCAAGCACUACGGUGUGUACAGCUGCGAGGGCUGCAAGGGCUUUUUCAAGCGCACUGUGAGAAAGGACCUGAGCUACACAUGCAGAGACAAUAAGGACUGUCUGGUGGACAAACGCCAGAGGAACCGCUGCCAGUACUGCCGCUACCAGAAGUGCCUGGCCAUGGGGAUGAAGAGAGAGGCCGUUCAGGAGGAGCGUCAGAGGAACAAGGAGCGGGACGGAGAGGUAGAGUCCACCAGCGCUGCCAAUGAAGAGAUGCCCGUGGAGAAAAUUCUGGAGGCAGAGAUGGCUGUGGAGCAGAAGACUGAGCUGCAUGCCGACGGCAGCUCAGGGGGGAAUUCGCCAAACGAUCCAGUCACAAAUAUCUGCCAAGCGGCUGAUAAACAGCUGUUCACUUUGGUGGAGUGGGCAAAACGGAUCCCUCAUUUCAGUGAGCUGUCUCUGGAUGACCAGGUCAUCCUCCUGCGUGCUGGCUGGAAUGAGCUACUGAUUGCGUCAUUUUCUCAUCGCUCCAUCACUGUGAAGGAUGGCAUUCUGCUGGCCACCGGCCUCCACGUGCACAGGAACAGUGCUCACAGCGCUGGGGUGGGAGCCAUCUUUGACAGGGAGAGUGCGCACAAUGCAGAGGUUGGGGCCAUAUUCGACAGGGUGCUGACGGAGCUGGUGAGCAAGAUGAGGGACAUGCAGAUGGAUAAAACAGAGUUGGGUUGCCUGAGAGCCAUCAUUCUCUUCAACCCAGAUGCAAAGGGAUUGUCAAGCCCAAGUGAAGUGGAGUUACUGAGAGAGAAGGUCUAUGCAUCGUUGGAGGCUUAUUGUAAACAGAGAUACCCUGACCAGCAGGGCAGGUUUGCCAAGCUCCUCCUCCGGCUGCCAGCGCUGCGCUCCAUUGGCCUAAAGUGCUUGGAGCACCUGUUCUUCUUCAAGCUGAUUGGAGACACCCCAAUCGACACCUUCUUAAUGGAAAUGCUUGAAGCGCCGCAUCAGCUCACCUAACCUGGACCAGUCUCGAUCCAGUACAAUCCGGUUUGCACCAGGGUAUCGCAGUCCCCCCCGCCCUGGACUCUGGGGCUUUACUGUGUUUCACUUCCCAUUUAACACCUUCCCCCCACAAUUCUCUCCUACACCUCCUCCCUACCGCACCUUCAAACCAGUACAGCCCUGAAAAAAAGACUCUUAAGCUGUCUGAAAAGAAAAAAAAAACUUCCAUGUAACGUUUUACACAGUAUGAGCUGUCCAGAGAGAUCUUAUUUUUCAAAUUCCCUGGAGGUUCUAAAUCAUAAGCUUCGGUUUAAAGACUUCGGCUUCCAGUUUUAGAACUCUCACAUUGAUUCUAGAGAUCUCCGUGUGUCGUUUUUUGGUUUGUAUGUUACUCUGAAUGCACGAACUGUACUUUUUUUUUCGUUUGUCACUGCAGUUAGACGGCCCGUCGGCUGAAUUUACAGUGCAUGUGUGACCGGGGCGAGAAUCCGCCGAGCCCUUUGGCUGGUACGAAUCGAGUCGCGGCAGACCUGCCCGUUCGUUUUUGACUGUGGAAUACUGCUAACGUGCUAUCUUUAGGAUUUUUACCUUGAAAAUCCUACUUUGUACUGUACUCAUGAAAUGAGUCCGAUUUAUAAACGGCAUUGGAAAUUCUCAGCCUGCUGCAUCUGGCCCUUAUGAAACGCAGGCUGGAGUUUUACAUUUGUGAAUAAAUGUAUGCAGGUUUUGUGGGACAUGAGUUUUCGAUCAUGCUCCAAGGAGGGCCUAAAGGCACAGAUUAAAUCUCGCAGGAGAAUCCUGCUUUUUUUUGGUGGCAAUAGGAGGGUCGACCUUGUUCUUCAUUUGUGUUGUUUUUAAAUAGGUCGGUUUUGGUACCUUCUAGAGGACCUUACACCUUUGCCAUUUCUUAAUUCCCCCAAGUUUCUUUCAUCCAUUUUGUCACCAAUUCCUCAAAUGGGAACCAAAUCGCACCAUGCCCCCCAAAAGACAAAUAUUUAUAGUGUGUAUGUGUGCUGUGAAGUAUGUCCAACCACUCUGUCCUUUCCACGUGAUCGGUGUAGCAGGCCUUUUUCUUUUGUUAAUGUCAUCAGGCUUGUUUGGAAUUAACUGGUACUAACUUUGGCAUAGUAGGAAACAUCUGUGAUUCUGGUUUGUUUAAAGGCUGGAAUACACUACACAAUUUUUAAGUCAAUUUUUAUCCCAAUUAACAGUCUGGAGGAGUUGAUGCUAGUUGGUGAAAGUUUGCCACAUAGUGUUUGGGCGCAGUGUUUUUGAGCUCCAGACAAUGAUUCCAUGCACUCAGAAAAUAUCAAAAAAUUCUGAUAUUUUAAGCCAAUUUUAGAAUGUACAAGAUGCCCAGUUUUUCCUCUGUCACCAUUUACACAUUUCACAAGUAAUAUCAUGCCUAAUCUGUUCAGAUUUAGUGUAUUCCAGCCUUAAUGUCUCAUAGCAGAAUCACUUUCUACAUUCCAUCAUACAGGUUGCUUCCCUCACAGCAACUCUAACUAAAUCUUGCAAUGUUGAAAGCAUCCGUCUUACUUAACGGAGACUAGGGUCAUGUAAGAGUGCUGCGUUCAAUCUGAAAGGUCGACGUGUCAAAACCAGCAUCUCAAUCUCUAUGCAUUUAUGUGAGAGCGAUAGUCUUGGAGAAAGACUGAACAUGCCAUCAGGGAAAGAAUUCAGGCCAUUAAACAAUCCAGCAAAUGCACCAGUAUUGAUAGUGGGUACCAUAAACCCAGUUGGUUACUGUGGCUCAAACCAAGUAAUUUUAGGCGGAAGACUUGCGAUCAAAUACUGACAGUAUUUGAAGUUUUUAUAAAGACGAAUAGCUUGAGAUUGCACAUGGUCCCACCUGUUUUGGUGCUAAUAAUGACAACGGUUAGACAUGCAUGUCCAAAAUAGGCGCACAGCUGUGGUCGAAAUAUGCAAUUUCUUCAAUAAGCUUGAAUUUGAUAUGCCAAUUGUAGUAUCCAGCUACUACAGAUUCCUAUUACUAUCUGAACUCUUGUACUCAAGUGUUUUAUACAUCCAUGAGGUGCUUAAAUUUAAUAUGAUCGUGCCGAGCAUCAGAUUCGAUUGCUCACAUGGACUGAUGGAUUGUAUUGUAAUCCAUAAUGCAUUAGCCAUUGAUGUGACUGAAUUCAGACUUUCAAUGUUGGAUCUUCUAGUUUAACUUCCCUACGUGUAGGAAGAAUCCUAUUUUGAGUCUUUUUAGUGUGAUCAACAACUGACCUCCGGUCCUUAAAUUUGGCUUCCCAGUAGUUUAGAGUUUUCUGUAUUUUUUUUGUGCAUGUUUUGUCUACCCAGUUUCCAUUUAUCCAGGAAUUGAAGCUAAUUGGGUUGGGGUUGGUGUUGAUGGUCUGCUCUAUAUCUGAACGGAGGGAAGGCUCAUUUGAUUGUGCACCUAUGCUUGUGUUUCAUGUGGGUUGUCAGUCACCCUAUGGGUGUGUGUGUGUGUGUGUGUGUGUGUGUGUGUGUGCACACGAAUGUAUGCGUGUAAGUCCGACGUUAAAGAUGCAUACAAGAGUCGUUCCUUGAGAAUGGAGUGCAAUGGCCCCCGUCUCCUAUUACUUGAUUGCAGUUUGCCAUAAUCGACUUUCGCUUGACUAUAUAUUAAUCCAGAUCAUACGCUGUGAGCUUGUGUGUUCGUGUGGCCGACCCUCCCUGUCUUUUGGGGUCCACUUUUAAUUUCUCUCCCUGAAAAUUGUUACUUUUUUCAUAAUUUCACCUUUUGACGGCUCUCUAGGGUUCAUAAAAACUAAUAACAUAGGCCUUGCACAGGUUUUGUACCAUAACCCCUGAAUUACCCGUGAUGCACCUGAACUGAUUCAGCACUGCCAAACAGGUGUGAGGAGCGACUAACCCCUACUGGUUGACUGUGUACUGUGACGAUCACUAAACAGAGCCCCUAUUGCAACUAUUUAUACAGAGCUGAGUCAGAGAUCCGGAGGGUUCUGUUAGUGCGUUUUUGUUUUUUUUUUUUUUUUUUUUUCUCUCUUCUAAGGCCUUGUUGCUGCAAUUUUUUCGUCAGACGCGGGAAAGCCCUCCCGUUUGCGUAUCUGAUGCCGAGCGGCACUCUGAAAUAUGCACAGUGCAAACUUGAAUUAAUCUCUGCCUGAGAAUGAAGUGGUUAUGCACGUUACCGUCUGAGAGCUGAUUUCGCUUUUAUCUGCGUUUGUGGUUUAUCGCUGAAUGUUUGCUUCUGUAAAGAGAGAGAGAGAUUCAUAAGAUACGAGUGAAGUCAUUUGCUGUGAAGGUGAAGAAAGUUCAAACAGGUGAAUUGCACAAAACUUGUCAAGAAUGUGUGUGGGUCAUGCUUCACAAAAUCAAACGGAGGAAAUGUACAAUUAAGCUACCUUAAGAACCUUUUUUGCACAUUGCGCACAAAAUUAUUGCAUAAUAAUUGGAAUGAUGCAUUUAUUACAUUAAUAAGAUCCCUAUUGAUUUUGAGAUGUAAUGUAUGGAAGCCCGUUUCUGCCACGAAUAAAAAAAAUUAAAGGUAAUUGCAACUUUUUAUCUCACAAUUCUGACUUUGGUAGUGCGACUUUAUUUCUCAGAAUUUAGUUUAUUUCUGAGAGUUGCUGAUAUUCUCAGAAUUGCGAGUUUAUAUCUUACAAUUCUGACUUUUUUUUCAAAGAAUUGCGAGUUUACAUCUCACAAUUCUGACUCUUCUUUUUUUUUUCUCAGAAAUGACAAACUUGCAAUUGCAUGUUAUAAAGUCGCAAUUCUGAGAAAUGAUGGUAAUUCUGAGAAAUAAAGUCAGAAUAGCAAGAUAUAAACUCAAAAUUGUGACCUUUUUUUCCUAGAAUUGAGAGAGAAACUCGCAAUUGCGUGUUAUAAAGUCGUAAUUCUGAGAAAUGAUCGCAGUUCUGGAGAAAUAGUUGCAAUUCUGAGAAAUAAAUUCUCAAUUGUGACUUUUUUUUCUCAGAAUUGAGACAAACUCGCAAUUACGUGUUAUAAAGUCGCAAUUCUGAGAAAAAAAGUUGCUAUUCUGAAAUAUCGCAAUUCUGCGAAAUAGUCAGAAAAGCAAGAUAAAAACUCACAAUUGCGUGUUAUAAAGUCAUACAUAUAAAGUGAGACAUAAAUGCAAUUCUGAGAAAUAAAGUUGCAAUUCUGACUGUUUCUCAGAAUUGCAUUUGUCUCACAAUUGGGACUUUAUAACACUUCAUAACACAGAAUUGAGUUUAUCAUGUAGUUCUGACUUUUUUUCUGAGAAUUGAGAUAUUAACUCGCAAUUGCAUAUUAUAAAGUCACAAUUGCAAGACAAACUCACAAUUCUGAGAAGUAGUUGCAAUUCUGAGAAAUAAAGUCAGAAUAGCAAGAUAAACUCACAGUUGUGACUUUUCUCAGAAUUGAGAUAUAAACCCGCAAUUGUUAUAAAGUCACAAUUCUGAGAAAUAAACUCAAUUUACUUUUCUCAGAAUUAAGUUUAUAUCUCGGAAUUCUGACUUUUUUCCUCAAAAUUGAGAUAUAAACUUACAAUUGCGUGUUCUGAAGUCACAAUUGCAAGAUAUAAACUCAAUUGUGACUUUUUUUCUCGCCAUUGUGAGUUUUUAUCACACAGUUGUAAUUUUAUAAUACUCAAUUGUGAGUAGACAAGUCAGAAUUGUGAGAUAGAAACUAACUAUUCUAAGAACAUAUCAGUCUUUUUCUUUCUCCUUAAAACUAGACUUCAUAACUUGCAAUUGCGUGUAUAUAUCUCACAAUUCUGACUUUAUUUGAAUUGCGACCUUAUUUUAUCAGAAUUGCAGGUUUAUGUCUGAGAAUUGCAAGUUUAUAUCUUACAAUUCUGAUGUGUCAGGAGUCAGAAAUGUGAAGAACAUUUAAUUUUUAUUUAAUUUUUUUUUUCAGUGGCGGAAACAGGCAUUUCUGUGACCCAGACAUUUUUUUUUUUUUUUUUUUUUUUGUGAGACUCACCUGUUCAGGAUCAUGUUGGACGGAUGUACAGCUGAAGGAGGGCUAUAUGAUGACGAUUUUUUAUUUGUAAAUGGAUGGCCUAUGAAAAUGGUGAUUGUUUAAGGGGAGGCUUUAAGAGAUUACAGACUUGAUAUGAAAGAGCUUUCAUAAUUUACUCCCACCAAAAGGAAAAAAAAUUGCUUCUCACUAUGUUUUCUGACUGCUCUUUUCUUAUGCUUUGUGUAUCCUGACGUAUUAGUGCAAAACUGUUGUUAUUUGGGGUCGUUCCCCCCCCACCCAUGCCCUUCCCUCUUCAUUUUUUUUUCUUGUCUAGUUUUUAAUCUGUCUCCGGCAGUUGUGGAAAUGAUUGACUGUACUGAGUGUGGAGAAAGGAAAAAUGUCUUUCUUUUUGCUUUAUUGUCAUUAAUUCAGAAUCUGUUUUUGUUGGAUGUACCAUGUGUAAGUAAAGGUUUUAAUACAGCA
Messenger RNA from Labeo rohita (rohu), 7014 nucleotides. It is a transcript of the gene rxrba, whose product is annotated as retinoid x receptor, beta a. The coding region runs from base 259 to 1650 and encodes 463 amino acids. NCBI's taxonomy places the organism in Eukaryota, Metazoa, Chordata, Actinopteri, Cypriniformes, Cyprinidae. Gene Ontology annotation, biological process: response to retinoic acid; positive regulation of transcription by RNA polymerase II; cell differentiation. Gene Ontology annotation, molecular function: zinc ion binding; retinoic acid-responsive element binding; nuclear receptor activity. The transcript is spliced from 13 exons. Gene Ontology annotation, cellular component: RNA polymerase II transcription regulator complex; nucleus. The record is from RefSeq and is a predicted model, not a curated record.